Xyrichtys novacula (pearly razorfish) is the source of this 9848-nucleotide messenger RNA. The record is from the annotation of a GenBank genome assembly. NCBI's taxonomy places the organism in Eukaryota, Metazoa, Chordata, Actinopteri, Labriformes, Labridae.
UGGCCUUUUGGUUGAGGUUUGUUGCUCAAGUUGGUAUAACUUGAGAAGCAAGCGGUCUGCAACAUUCAUCUCUUGAGGGGGUUUCUAACUCGGUGUUAUGAUGUGUUUGACCCUAAAUUAAUUUUACACCAGGAUACCCCUUUAUGGUUAAAAAAUAUAUCAUAUGGGCAUCAGGGGCCAAAGGGAUGAGCUUCAAAGUUAGUUAGCUGUAUUCAGACAAACUGGCUAAGACAAAAUGAUGUUAACACUUAACGUUUAAUGCUUGUCAUAGUUGUGCAAAGUUUACAGAUAAAUAGCUGCAACCUUUGGCUUUAGAUAAAAUGGAUGAGCAGAGCUGCAGAUCAAGGUAACCUAAAUACAAACAUGUGAAUGAGAAGUUAAACUAUUGUGCAGCUAAAGUCCAAACUGAGCUGCUUUUUUAUUGCACAAGGCAACUCCUCAUCUCCCAAUGACCACCGCCUGCUCAAACAUGACUUCAGCUCAGGGCUCUGUUAAGUGUAACAUCUCUAACUGCUGAGUAAGGUGUUUUUUUUCUUUCUUUCCUUGCAGCAGGAGCAGCAGCAGCUCAGUCCAGCAGCAGAAAAUCAAAAGACAGCAACUUUCCAAUCUCUCCUCUGAACUUUGACUGUAGGAAAACAUCCGGGUUCUGACCAUGUGACCACAGCUCACUCACAUGACAGGAGGCUGCUCGAGCCAGCAUUUUUACAGCUCAUUCAAAUCUGUGAAUGUGAGUUUAAAAACACACAUUAACAUGGUUUUAAGGACUGUCAUGGAGAUAUAACCCUUAACAAUGAGCAGUGGUUUAGUCUGUUGCUGUUUUGGGCAAAUGCGGGCCUGAGCAGAAGAGAGAUGCCAAAUAGGAACUCUACUGGAUGCAUUUGGUGUCAUCCAGUUUCCAAAUCGACCUGGUUCAAUCCCAGCGACACAGUUACACACACUGCAACUUUUUCAGGAAGAAAUCAAUACAUCUAUGGGCGUUUGCAGCAAAGUCAAAGAUCACUACAAGCUUUAAAAAGACACAAACUGGAGCUAGAUAGAGAAGAUUCACAGCAUGAAGAAGAAGACUCUCACAUUUACAGGAAAUGUCUCGAGUGGAAAACUAUAUUAACGUGUUAGAUGAUGAAAAGCUUGUGUAAAAAUCAACAUUUAACUGUUUUUUCGUCGUUUAAAGGAGCUAAAUGUUACCUUUGCAAAGUUUUGGCUCAAAGCGCCUCAUUAGCUCUCUCUCGGCUGACGUUAGCUAAGCUUUCUUUCCUCUAAUACCUCUGAGGUAAAAACAAAACCUCCCCCCCGACACAUACCGAGCUCAUAAAGAGGUCCUCCCCGUCGUCCUCAUCACUAUCUCGGCCUCCCACUUCUUCAGUGUCCAGCACAUCUUGGUCCUCGGAGUCCGGGAACGGAGGAGGACUGCGCUCGGAGCUGGUCGCCAUCUUCCUCAAAUCUUUUUCUUUUUUUUUUUUAUUUAUUAUUAUUAGAGGAAACGUCAACGGCUUCCCGCAAACGGACACACUACCCCAGCUAACCGAGGAAAAGCAGUGCAGCUCACUGUGAAUGUAGUGGUGGUGGUUCCGCUCAGGAUUGAGGACAAACAAGACUCUGCUAACUGACCCGGAGGGGGGGAGACGCUCGAGGCGUGUGUAACAAACCAACCGCCGCCGUUCGCUGCUGCUGUUCGCUGCUUCUCUUCACUUCCUGGUCCUCCUCCUUCUUUCCAGGUUAGCUUCAACCGGUAGUUAGCUUAGCAGGAAGGCUGGGCAGUCAUGAGACACAUCCAGCGGAGGAGACACUGACAGGAACCUGGAACCAGAGAGUCUUCCUGAAGCUUCAGUAAGAGUCUGUGAGUCAAAGCGGACUGUUUUUUAGGAGGGGGGAUGUCUCGAGACGCUGGGGCGAGGGAGCCUCUCCUCGUCCGUUACCCCGAGGAGUCGGAGGUGGACUCGGAUGAAGGUAAAACACUUUUUAAUUAACUGUUUAAUUUGACAACAACAAACACAGAAAGCUGUAGACAUCCUAUCUCAAUAUUUAUGAGUCAAAAUUAGCCGUUUUCUGUUUAACACCAUCACUAUCGCCGGGUGAUUUUUACCUGAAAUAAUAGGGGAGGGUGGGGUAAGAUGAGCCGUUUUUCAUAUUUUGGAUCACUACAUCAAGGCAAUCAUAGUUUUGUCUCUAACUAGCGUAUCUGCAUACAUUUCAAGGUGUUGUGCAUCCCUGAAAACCAGCAGAAUGAGUGUAAACAUAACUGUCUUGAUAAUAUAGCAUGCCAAAACAGUGGUCUCCUAUGGUCAACUUACCCCGUGUAUGGGGUAAGUUGACCAUAGGAGCGGGGUAAGUUGAGCUAUUUUUCAUAUUGCGGAUCACUACAUCAAGGCAAUCAUAGUUUUUCUUCAUGUUGUUCCUCCCUGCAAACCAACAGAAUGAGUGUAAACACAACUGUCUUGAUAAUAUAGAAUGCCAAAAAAAGUGGUCUCCUAUGGUCAACUUACCCAGCCGCUGACAUAUUUGCACUAUUGUGUCCACAUCAGGACUGCCAUACUGUUUGCAUUCACUUUCUUCCACUCACCUUCCUCCUUAUAUUUUUACUGUUAUAUUGUUUAUAACACAGGUGUCAAACUCAAGGCCCGGGGGAGACCGGGGCUUGUUGUCACACUUUUUACACUCUUAUUUAUUUCUUUGAAUCAAUACAUCAUAUAUAUACACAAAAUGUGUACCAGAUGAAAGACCAACGUUUUAGGUAUAUAUUUCGUAUUCAUGUCAUUUUCAUAUCAUGUGUCAGUGCAGAGUUAUAAACAAUCAAAUAGAGAGUGUGAACAUGUGACAUGUUGUCCCACCAUCGGUUAAGUUGUCUCACUACAUGGGGUAAGAUGUCAAAAUGACUGAGACAUGUUGCCCCAAACUACCAUGUUUGCUAAUCUUAUCUCUAGCUUUAAGUUAGUUUAAAACAGAACAAUGACUGAGGUAUAACAGGAUGUCUUAAUCUCUCCUCUAACACGUCCACAUGUUUCACUGCUAUGAUUUUUAUCUGGAAGAAGCUUGUUUUAAAAUAUAUAAAGUUGAAAAAAAAUUACUUUCGAUUGUGCGAAAUGGUUAAUUGGCGCUCAUCUCAGCUCACAAUGUUCUCUUCUCUUAUCAGACACGACCCCUGACCAUGUAAAGAAAGAAAACUAGUAUUCCACUUUUUAGUUGCGCCCUCAAAGAUAAUUGCAAUGUGACAUCUUACCCAUGUGACAACAAGCACUGGUCUCCCCUACUAUUAUUCUUUCCUCUUGUGGACCAAAUAUGAGGAACAUCUCUAGAGAUAAUACACUAUUGUUCACCUCCAUCCACUGUUUAUCUAAAGAGGAACUGCAUUUUCCACCUGUCAUUUCAGGUUUUAAUCAGACGUGACAAAACACACAAAUUACAGUUAUCAAUAUUGAAGUAUAAUUUUGGUUUGUUGACAUGACCUGCUUCCACUUUGUCUCCUUCAUACUUCUACUGUACAUGCAGAAGUGGAUACUUCACUCUUUUAUCACAUUGCUAACACAACAUUAUUAAUUAAAAAUGCAAUUUUUAAUUUGUGGUAUGUGUUUGUUCUUGCUGAACCAGAUAACAAUAAAAUACCAUUUGUAAUAUGAUGUUUAACAGCACACAAUCACAUUUACUCCUGUAGUAUUGUUCACAGAUAAUACAGUUCAUAAAUAUUAAAUUUUGGUAAAUUUCAGGCUAAUCCUUCAGUCACCAUAGUUUGAUCAUGCACAACAAAUAAACAAAUGCUAAAACUCAAGUCAACUUUAUAAAUUUUCUAGGGUAUAUGCACAAAGUACGUUGCAAUAUAAGGAAAAACUGUUUAUUGAAGAUUUUGUGAAGCUCUUAAUCAGGGUACAGGAUUACAUCAGAGAGCAGGACCUGGUGUGAAGUGUUGUGGUGCAACAGCUUUUAAUGGAUCAACCUCAAAGUAACUCACUCUGAUCAAAACACUGUUUGUGACUCGACAUGCGUGAAUAAAAGAAGACUCAGCAUCGUAAAAAUCUCGUAUCUUGAAUUUAUGUCACAUACAAGCUGUUUAUGUGUGGGUUUUUUUCUGCUUUCAGGUGUCAUUAUUUUUGACAGGAGCACAAACAGCAAACAAGAUGGAAGUGUGGAUACGCAAGUGAGAUUAACAUAUGAACAAGCAGUGGACAAAGCAGGUAGUGUUCUGCUGAUUAUCACAAUGAUGAUGAAGUUACUCUAUAUCUGUCUCAUUACUUGAUUUAUGAAAGCUUCCUUUUGUCUUCAUUAAUCGUUUCUUUGCUGUGUUGUCGCUCACAGGUUUUGGAGUGUUCCAUUAUGCUUUAUUGGUGGUGUGCGGUUGGGCCAACGCCAGCGACGCCGUGGAGAUUCUCUGUGUGUCUUUUCUGCUGCCCACAGCGCGCUGUGAUAUGCAGCUCACCUCCUCAGACAUGGGCCUGUUGACCGCCAGCAUUUUCCUCGGUGAUUAACACAUUUUUGAUAAAUGAGUCAUCAUGAUCGGCGAUUUACUUUCAGGAAACGCAGCAGGUACCUCAAGCAAAAACUAGAGUCUUGUUGGUUUUACUUCCUGUUUACUAGGAAUGAUGUUGGGCGGAUACAUGUGGGGGUACCUGGCUGAUAAAAAGGGGCGCCGCCAGGUUUUGAUCCUGUCCCUGACAGUGAACGGGCUGUUUGGAGGUCUGUCCAGCGUGGCUCCAUGGUUCUCAACCUUCCUGGUGAUGCGGUUCAUCAGUGGCAUUGGGUGAGGAGAGGACUUUUGCACUUCUUAAAAUGUACUUAAUGAGCAGCAGCUGGUCAAACACUGAAUUAAGGGAUCAUACUUUAGUUUUGAGGUUUUAUCUCUACAACACGGACAUGGUCCUUCAUGAGGGAAAGUGUGCAGAAAAAUCUCAAGAGUUAAAUGACAUCAAAAGUUUCACUCUGAGCAAAAAGUCCAGAUUAUUCUUUCAGAUUGCAUCACAUUUGACGAAUUACUCCUUUAGAGUGAAUUUUCAUGAUAGAUCUGUUUUCUCUCUCUCUCUCUCUCUCUGCAGAGUCGGCGGCUCAAUACCGGUCAUCUUCUCCUACUUCUCGGAGUUUAUGCCCAGAUUGAAAAGAGGCACGAUGAUCAGCGCACUCGCCACCUUCUGGAUGGCAGGAAACAUUAUCGCUGCAGGUGGGGAACUUAUCUGUCUGCUGUUUAUCAUCAGGAUUGCAGGAGAAAACUGUAUGUGUUGAAGUAUUUGUAUGUUUGUUUCCACAGGUCUGGCCUGGUUGGUGAUUCCAAGAAACUGGACGGGUCUGUUGGGAUCGUGGAACUUUCAGAGCUGGAGACUUUUUGUGGUGCUCUGCUCCGUCCCCAGCCUCACCUCGGCCCUCUUUUUUGCGCUGUUGCUGCCUGAGAGCCCAAAGUUCCUCAUGGAGGUAAUUAUAGGCCGGACCGCCGCUUUGAGUGUUUCACAGCCAGCUAUUUCACUCUGAGCCGCCGCUGAGAUUUGUGCUCUGUGUCUGCCAGGCUGGCCGGGAGAAAGAGGCGCUCCGUGUCUUCAAAAAGAUGUUUCAGAUGAACAUGCGGGGGAAAGAAAAGGAUUUCAUGGUAUGAAUUUGAUCAGAAACAUCAGAGGUUCAUCAUGAAUAAAUGUUUAGGAUAGGAAAAUAAUUCAUGUGUGGUCCAUUGAAGUUCUCCUAGCUCUGGAUUUGUUCCUUUUUUGGCUAAUCAUGUACUUGUAAUGGAAAAAACUCUCAUCUGAAACUCUUUUAAAGGUUCUUGGUUUGUGUGUCAACCCGAAGAAGGAUCUGGAAGAGAGCAGGAUUCUGGGCAAAGGAGGACUGGUCUGGGCUUUCAAAAAGGUAACACCACAUAAUCUGAUGGAUAGAGAAACAGAGCCAGAGAACAGCUGCAGAAAUGUGUGAACGGCCACUUGUCUAGUUCAGAUUUAUAUGUAAGGAAGAAUGUAUAGUGAAUUGGUGGUUAUGCAGAUUAGAAUCCAGACAAAGAGGGGGACUUAUGAGUAGAUCCCACUUCACAAAGCCAGGUUUUAUUAGUUAUCUUCAUAUUUUAAAGCCACUAUAACUGUGAGGUCAAAAACCUGAUAUAGUGACAGCCCUGAUGUUGAUCAUUUCCCAUCUGAGGCGAUUAAAGGCUUCAGUGAAACACUCAAACAUGCCAAAAUCAGCAUGUUUGGAUUAACCCAGUAUUGGGCCAAAAUCAAGACUUUGCUCCUGAGCCCGUGUUAAGCUUGUCACUCCCCCUUCUUAUCCUGUGUGAACAGUUUCUCAAUGCUGUAAUAUUACCAUUAGCCAAGAUUAAGACUUAUGUUAUUUGUUAGUAAAAUACGUAUGUGCCUAAUGUAAUCUCGAGUGGAAGUCUUGAAACUUUUAGAAAUGGUCUAAAAACUGAAGGUAGUCAGUGUGUCAGCAUAGAUACAGAAAAGACACACAUGAGAAUAAAGGAAGUGUUGAUUCUGCGUGGUAGAUGAUCUAAUCUGUUACUGAAGUUUAUUAAUUCUGUGGUCGAUUUGAGGAUUAUGCAACAUAUAAGUCUGAAACCAAAAAGUAAACAAGUUUGUUUUGAUUGUAGUUUAGAUAGAAAAAGGAAACAGGACCUCUAUGGAGUAAUGACAGUUGUGGUUCAGUUCAUUUGUUUCCUCUUCCUUUUAGAAACUGAAUUAUUUUGAAAUCCAGUCUUGUGAAAAAGUCAAUUACAAAUAUCUAAUUUAGAGAUGGAUGAUGUGUACAGAUAAGAGACUUUCAAACCUCCUAUCACUAAGAACUGUGAGCCCCAUCUAGUGUAAUAAAUUCAACUUUUAUCAACAAUGAAUAAUUAUGUUUUUAUUUAUAGUAUUUUUAAACUCAUGCAGGAUUAACAUGUUUGGUUUGACCCGCAGGCCUUGAUGCCCAUCAGACUGAUGUUUCAGGGUUCUCUCAGAGGCCGGAGUCUUGUUCUCUACGUCGUUUUCUUCAGCAUCUCCUUUGGGUGAGAAAUCACACAUGCAUGCUCUACUUUCAGAAGUGAUACUGCUGUUGGAGAGGCUAUAGAGGGUAAAAGUUCACGCUUUGAGUGGCAGUGAGAGAUAACUGUUAAAGUUAUCUGCAGCAAACAGAGGUCAUGUGACAUUACUGGGAAAAAAACUGCCAUGAAAAGUGUUAAACUUGUUUGAUAUGCGUUUGCCUGAAUUAUCACAGGGUUUCAUCGUACAGUUGAACGUGUUUUAACUUUUACUGUAAUGCCCCUUUAAUAUGUGUGUAUAUGUGUGUGUGUUUAAAGCUACUACGGACUGUGGAUGUGGUUCCCAGAACUCUUUGCCAAGCUUGAGACAGACGGUGCGCCCUGCGCAAACGCAACAAAACCACAACCUCUGGUUAACCUAACCUGCUACCCGGUGAAGACAGCAGGUGUGUUUCUGAGGGGACAAAGAAAAUAUGGUCUUUUUCUGUCAGUCUGCAAACAGAGAGCUAGACCUGAACCACAACACUUGAAUAAUCCUCAUGCACUCUAAUAUCUUUAUAGUCUCUUUAUAUUAAUGAAUAGAUUUAUGAUUUAAGAGGAUAAAGGGGCCACAUCUGCAAAAGUACUGUGCAGCCUUUGGACUGUUCACAUACAUUUGAAGUUAGCUUCGACGUAACUAUCAUAAUAUUUAUCAAAGGUUUAAUCAGUUUUGGGUUUUAACCCUUUGUGCACAUUGAUGGAUGUGGGCAGGUUCAAAAGAUGAAGACGCUGACAGCUCACCUUCAUCAUCAGAUGAAAAACAGAAGCAAACUGCACCCUUCUGCAAAUCCAUGAGCGUUCUUGCGUUUGAGUAUUAUUCGAGAAGUAUGCUUUGAGUCGAACCCGGAGACGGGACAGAGAGCUUAAAUUUGAUCAAAGUUUUCUUCCAGUUUGCAGUUGCAUUUUCUAUAUCUAAUAGCAUUAAAUAUUACAUCACUGUGAGCUUUGUGACCUGUGUGCAAUCUUUGUUUAAGGGGUCUGUAAUCUUUUAAUCAUUUUCAAAAACACUUAUAUAAGGUGUUCAGAUUUGAUAUGAAAAAUUAGUUGAACACCUGAUAAGUCUUACAGUGCAAUUUGAAGACAGCUGAGUUUGUAAACAGCAGAGCAGUAACCCUAAUAUGUGUGUGUGUCUCUGUCCUGUCAGUGUACAUGGAGGGCUUCAUCAUCGCUGCCUCAAACUUACCGGGGAACAUCUUCACCAUCCUGAUGAUGGACAGCAUAGGAGGAAAAGUUCUGCUCUGUGAGUCAAACCAGAUAUUUAUUCAAUCUGUAGAAGUUUAAGGUCCGUUUUUAAAGUGAAGCUGUGACUCCAAUUCCACAAAAGUUUGGGUUAGUGUGUAAAAUGCAGAUUAAAGCUUAAACCAUGAGGUGCCUGUUCACGUUGAAAUCCUGAACCUCUCCCCGUCUUUGUUUCAUCUCCAGCCUGCAGCCUGCUGGUGUCCAGUCUGAGCGUCUUCCUCAUCUAUGAAGUGCGGACUAAGUACCAGAGUCUGAUCCUGUCCUGCGUCUUCAGCGGCGUGUCGGUGAUCGCCUGGAACGCCCUGGACGUGGUGGGAACCGAGCUCUACCCGACACAGCUACGGUACCUUUUCCUCAAACUCACCGGGGUCCAAACAACAAGCUUUAUGGAUUUUCUGCUUUUUUUUCUUAAAGAGACUCUUUGUGUUUCUGUUUUUCCUUUCAGCUCCUCCGCUCUCGGCUUCUUCACGGGCGUGGGAAGGGUGGCGUCGAUUAUGGGGAACGUAAUAUUUGGAAACCUGAUGGACACGGACUGCUCCGUGCCGAUCCUGCUGGUGUCUGGGGUCCUGCUAGCCGGAGGAAUUGUGGCUCUGCUGCUUCCACAAACCAAACACACCGAGCUCACCUGAUGACCCAGACUCUGAAUCAGAUUAAAUAAGAUGGAUAAAUUAUGAGCGAUCAUGGAAGCAGACUGGAAGACUGCUGCCUUCAUGACUCCCAGCUGUGCCUUCUGCCGUCUCCUUGUGCCUUUUGAUGGCGCCUCUUUAAAGGCAGUCGGCUUUUUCCAGCUUUAACUUAUUAUCCAGGAGAGUCAGGGGAAGAGAGAAUGCACUACUUAAUCCUACCUUUUCUACGUGUUGAGCUUGUAGGGAUGAAACACCUCAGCAGGCUGAGUCAAAGUGCAGUCGAACAUGACUAAUGAUGUGUAUUCAGUGAUUAGAUCAGGGGGCCGAUGUGCGCCUUAGUUCGGAAACCAAAAUCAUUCCUCAAAUUUUGUUUACAUUAUGGUUUUCUUUGUAUCUUUUUUCAACAUCGUUUUCAACAUUGAUCCAUUUUGUGUUUUCUAUCACAAUCAGCAGAUUUACUGUUUUUGUCGUCACAACAUUUCCAAAAGCUUUAAGUGUGUUCUGUUAAUCAGCGGUCCAAACCGCAACAGUCAUAUAGGAACAAUGAAAUCAGACCACCUCUUUCUUUAAAGAGCUUGAACCUGGGGUCGACAUUAUGAAACAUAAUCUCGAUAAUUAAAGCUCCUUAUUAUUAAACUUACUAGCCCGCAUGUUGAGAGUUAUAAACAAGCGCCAGAUUAAUAAAACGGAAAGUAUGUGCACAUCUAUGCUAAAGAAAAACAAUCAUUUAUACGACCAGACUGAGCCGCUCUGUGCCUAAGCUGCCUUUCUCCUCCUUUAACUGGUUUUGCACCAGUCCACCAUUCCAGACCGAAGACUUUUUGAUCACAGUCGUUGAAUAUUUACUGAUUACCGACUGGAUAUGACGGACAAAUCUUUAUAAAAGCUCAUAGAGAGGCUCAUAUUCUCAGAGAGCAAGUGAAGCUGAUGCAACUAAAAAGAGAUUUGUGAAUAGUGUAGCUGCUGUGUAAAGUAUGAAAAGCUUUUUUCUCUUUUUUUAAAUUAAACUCUACCUUUAUAAACCGUGG